Messenger RNA from Coffea eugenioides, 702 nucleotides. RefSeq names its product zinc-finger homeodomain protein 2-like. The transcript has a single exon. The coding region runs from base 1 to 537 and encodes 178 amino acids. NCBI's taxonomy places the organism in Eukaryota, Viridiplantae, Streptophyta, Magnoliopsida, Gentianales, Rubiaceae. Gene Ontology annotation, biological process: regulation of developmental process; regulation of DNA-templated transcription. Gene Ontology annotation, molecular function: transcription cis-regulatory region binding; DNA-binding transcription factor activity. Gene Ontology annotation, cellular component: nucleus. The record is from RefSeq and is a predicted model, not a curated record.
AUGGAAGGGGAAAACGCCAAUGAGUUCUACAGAGAGUGCCAAAGAAACCAUGCAGCCAAUCUCGGCAACUAUGCAACUGAUGGCUGUGGAGAAUUUUUGCAAGAUCAAACUUCCCCGGGUGCACUACUGUGCGCUGCAUGUGGAUGCCACCGCAAUUUCCACCGCAAACUCACCUAUGGAGCAAACUACAACCGUGGCUCCAACUCCAACCAAGAAACAGCCACCGAGAUGAUGGAGUAUAGUGGAGGCGGCGAUGGUGGCAGCGGAGGAGGACAGCAGGCGGCCGAAUCGCCGGACAGGAUGAGCAGCAAGAAGAGGUUGAGGACAAAGUUUACACCAGAUCAGAAGGAGAAGAUGCUUGCAUUUGCUGAGAAGUUGGGAUGGAAGCUGCAAAGAAAAGAUAUGGAGGAUGAGGUGGAAAGGUUUUGUAGCAGCAUAGGUGUGAAUAGGAAGGUUUUUAAGGUGUGGAUGCACAACCACAAAAACUCUUCCUCAGCCUCUACAUCUGCUGGCAAUGCUUCAUCUCUCACUCAAUAGAGAAACAGAUCUUGGGAGGUUUGUUUAAAACUUUAAUCAAGUUCUUUUGGGGUGACCUUAAUUAGCACUACUGAAAAUAUGAUGAAAACGGUUUUAAUACUACUGAUAUAUUCUCUAAUUUCUUUAGUCAUUCAAUUGAUGGAGCAAACAAAACUAAUCAUUCUA